GCAGGCGGAAGACAACGGAGGACAGACCUAACGCAGCGGCAGCAGGGGAGGGGAGGGGAGGUUUACGAUCGACAGAAAGAGAGACAUAGAGCGAGAGAGACAGAGAGAGAGGAGGGAGAACACACCAGGAUAGCUUGUGGGUUUUUCUCGGAACGACUCUGUCAUCAGUGACUGAAGAAACAUUUAUCGAUGAAAACGCUUGUUUUUCCUGCGAUGUUAAAGCGAGGAGUGGAUACGAAGCUUGCUUCCGAGUUUCGCUCACAGCGUGAGCUGCCAAACAGAGGAACCCGUCAUUAGAAUCAUUUCUCACCAUAGAUUGAGCAGUUCAGACAAGACUAAAAGACUUUCUUCACGAAACAUGAUGGAGUACUGGAGGCAGUGUGCUUCUUGGUUGAUCAACUGCAAGGUGCUUCCACCGACCCACCGGGUAACAUGGGAGUCUGCCCAGGUGUUCGAUCUCGCCCAAACACUCCGGGAUGGGGUUCUCCUGUGUCAGCUUCUCAACAAUCUAAGACCACAAUCCAUAAACCUGAAGGAGAUCAACCUGAGGCCACAGAUGUCACAGUUCCUCUGCUUGAAGAACAUCAGGACGUUCCUCAGCGCAUGCUCCGAGAUCUUCGGCAUGAAGAAGAGCGAGCUGUUCGAGGCCUUUGACCUGUUCGACGUGCGCGAUUUUGGCAAGGUAAUGGACGCACUGUCCAAGUUAUCACACACAAGUAUUUCGCAACAAACUGCGAUAAGGCCUUUUCCAACAGAAGACAGUGUUGAGGAUGAAGAUAUUUAUAACCAUUUGGAGGACCUAAUAGAUGAGAAUGGGGUAGAGGACGAGGAGGACCUGUAUGACUGUGUGUACGAUGACGGUGAGGGAGAGGAGGUGUACGAGGACCUGAUGAAGACUGAGAGUUUGCCACCGCCGAAACAGACUACUGAGACGGACAUCAGGAGCUGCUGCCUUACAGAGAUCAAACAGACAGAGGAGAAAUACACUGAAACCCUGGAUUCGAUUGAGAAGUACUUCUUAAAGCCUCUUAAAACAUUUCUCUCUCCGGUGGAAAUCGACACAGUCUUUGUGAAUAUUCCCGAACUUGUUCAAGUGCACAAGAGACUCGUUGAAGAGGUGAAGGAUUCUGUCACGCUCAAUAGCGCCAAGAACCUCUACCUGGUCUUCCUCAGCUACAAGGAGAAGUUACUAAUUUAUGGGAAGUACUGUAGCCAGGUGGAGACAUCCAUCGCCGUGCUUGACGACAUUUGCAAAGAGAAGGAGGAUGUUCGGUUGAAGCUUGAGGAGUGCUCAAAGAGAGCCAACAAUGGGAAGUUUACGCUGCGUGAUCUCCUAGUCGUGCCUAUGCAGAGAGUCUUGAAGUACCACCUCCUUCUGCAGGAAUUAGUGAAACACACUCAGGACACCGGCGACAAGAGCAAUUUACGGACAGCCCUCGACGCCAUGAAGGACCUGGCACAGUAUGUCAAUGAGGUGAAAAGAGACAACGAAACACUGAAAGAGAUAGACCAGUAUCAGAAAUCCAUUGAAAACCUGAAUCAGUCUCUCCGAAACUACGGGCGACCUAAAGUUGACGGAGAAGUUCGAGUGGCCUCAGUGGACAAGCGUGCUAAACAGGACCGACACAUCUUCCUGUUCGACGCUGCCGUGAUCGUGAGCAAGCGGAGGGGAGACAACUACGAGAUGAAGGAGGUGAUCGACCUGCACAACUUCAAGAUCACCGACAACCCCACCCCAGACAAGGAGAACAGAAAGUGGUCCUACGGAUUCUACCUCACACAUAACCAGGGUCAGAGUGGCUUUGAGUUCUUCUUCAAGACCAAAGAAUUGAAGAAGAAGUGGCUGGAACAGUUUGGCAUGGCCCUGUCCAACAUCCGGCCAGAGAACGCUAACAGCAGCCACGAGUUCCGCAUGCACACCUUCGACAGGAUCACCUCCUGCAGUGCCUGUCACAUGCUGCUGAGGGGCAUCUUUUAUCAGGGUUAUCAGUGCAGUAAGUGUGGAGCAGGAGCCCAUAAGGAGUGUCUGGGCAGGCUGGACAUCUGUGGGAAAAACCCAGAUGCGGGCUCCUUCAGAACUCAGGAAAGAAUGCAUCGACGACCGGACCCAGGUCUGCCUAAGAUGCAGGUGAUCCGUAACUACCACGGCGUCCCCAGUCCCAUGGGCGGCCCCGCGCUCAACAUCCACAUCGGUGAUGUCAUCGAGCUUCUCUGUGCCGACCUGCACAGCUCCUGGUGGCAGGGCAGAAUCCUGUCGACGGGAGAAGUUGGCUUCUUUCCAAGCGAUGCAGUGAAGCCUUGUCCAUGUGUUCCCAAACCUGUUGAUUACUCGAGCCAGCCAUGGUUCGCUGGGCUGAUGGAGCGGCAGCAGGCGGAGGCUGAGCUCAUAAACCGCGUCAACAGCACCUACCUGGUGCGGCACAGGAGUCGCGAGUGCACCGAGUACGCCAUCAGCAUCAAGUACAACAACGACGUGAAGCACAUCAAGAUCCUGGCCAAGGAGGGCUGCUUCCACAUCGCCGAGAAUAAGAAGUUCAGGAGUAUAUUAGAGCUGAUAGAAUACUACAAACACCACUCCCUACGGGAAGGCUUCAAAAGCCUGGACACCACACUGCAGUUCCCGUACAAGGAGCCCGAAAAUGCAGUCAUGCACCGUGGCAACCGCCCUGGAAGCAACACCUCUCUCCUCUGUGGACUCUCUUUUGUGAGUCCGGCCGGCUACAGCUUUGUCCCUCCCUCCACCGCCCCCUUCUGGUCAGUGUUCACCCCUAAAGUGAUCGGCGUGGCGAUCGCGCGCUAUGACUUCAGCUCGCGAGACACACGGGAGCUCUCGCUCCAGGAGGGAGACGUGGUGAAGAUCUACACCAAGUCUGGGGCCAAUGGCUGGUGGAGGGGAGAGGUCAAUGGCAGGGUGGGUUGGUUCCCCUCGACCUACGUGGAGGAGGGAGAGGAGUGAGGAGAGUCAUCACCAUGAAGAGAAGAAAGAGAAUCAACGCAACGCAACGCAACAUGAGUGAGAGUCAGAGAGCGACCAGCAAAGGACAACAUUAGUGAGAGUCAAAGAGCGACCAGCAAAGGACAACAUGAGUGAGAGUCAGAGAGCGACCACCAAAGGACAACUGCACCACUGGCAUUGUUGAAAUGAGCCAGAGGGCUUGACCCUCUCAGUGGGAAGGGGCGGGGUGUGGGUAGGGGGCCAUUUCUCUAAGCAGUUCUACAUGGUGCUCCCCUCCCCUGCCCUGCCCUGUCCGCCCUGCCCUGCCCUGCCCUGCCCAGCCCCUAAGCCCCAGCACUCCAACCCCCAGCAGCAGAACCUUCUGCCUCUCCCCGGGCCGCCUGUCAUCCUGGGGCGCGUGGUGAGACGGAGAGGGCCGGAGGGGUGUGACGUCCGCUGACAGGUUAAUGGCCGCGUGACGCCUCCGCUGGGAAGUUUCGCCAGCCACGCACUCUCUCCGUGGCAGACGCUGACACACACACACACACAC
Messenger RNA from Clupea harengus (Atlantic herring), 3485 nucleotides. It is a transcript of the gene vav3a, whose product is annotated as vav guanine nucleotide exchange factor 3a. Gene Ontology annotation, cellular component: plasma membrane; cytoplasm. Gene Ontology annotation, molecular function: guanyl-nucleotide exchange factor activity; protein binding. Gene Ontology annotation, biological process: cell migration; regulation of GTPase activity; intracellular signal transduction. The record is from RefSeq and is a predicted model, not a curated record. Lineage: Eukaryota; Metazoa; Chordata; Actinopteri; Clupeiformes; Clupeidae.